Molecule: messenger RNA, 728 nt
Organism: Misgurnus anguillicaudatus (oriental weatherfish)
Lineage: Eukaryota; Metazoa; Chordata; Actinopteri; Cypriniformes; Cobitidae
Product: gamma-crystallin M2
Biological process (GO): lens development in camera-type eye; visual perception
Molecular function (GO): structural constituent of eye lens
Source: RefSeq, a predicted model, not a curated record
UCCUAUCUACAGUAUGAUGGCCAUUAUUUCAACUUGCACUGUCAGGAAUUGACUAACAAUAGACGUUAUGUAGUCUUUAGUUUUAGUUUAGUAUAAAGGUACGAGUGACAGCAGUCAGCCAACAACCAGAAUCAGCAUCAGCUUCCUCUCUGUGGAACUACUGAAGAUCAGCAACCACAAACAUGGGCAAAGUCAUCUUCUAUGAGGACAGGAACUUUCAGGGACGCUCUUAUGAGUGUAUGAGCGACUGUGCUGACAUGUCUUCCUUUCUGAGCCGCUGUCACUCCUGUAGAGUAGAGAGCGGAUGCUUCAUGAUGUACGACCGUCCUAACUACAUGGGAAACCAGUAUUUCUUUAAGAGGGGCGAGUACGCCGAUUACAUGUCCAUGUUUGGAAUGAGCAACUGGAUCAGAUCCUGUCGUAUGAUCCCUAUGCACAGGGGAUCCUACAGAAUGAGGAUCUACGAGAGGGAGAACUUCAUGGGUCAGAUGUACGAGAUGAUGGACGACUGUGACAACAUCAUGGACCGCUACCGCAUGUCUCAAUGUCAGUCCUGUCAUGUGAUGGACGGUCACUGGCUCAUGUAUGAGCAGCCUCACUACAGAGGCAGGAUGUGGUAUCUCAGGCCUGGAGAGUACAGGAGCUUCAGCAAUAUGGGUGGCAUGAGAUUCAUGAGCAUGAGACGUAUCAUGGAUUCCUGGUAUUAGUCUUCUAAUGUUUCAAUAAAA